This is a messenger RNA of Rhopilema esculentum, 1630 nucleotides long. RefSeq names its product poly(A) RNA polymerase GLD2. Gene Ontology annotation, molecular function: poly(A) RNA polymerase activity. Gene Ontology annotation, biological process: RNA 3'-end processing. NCBI's taxonomy places the organism in Eukaryota, Metazoa, Cnidaria, Scyphozoa, Rhizostomeae, Rhizostomatidae. The record is from RefSeq and is a predicted model, not a curated record.
UACGUAUAUGCAUUCGCUAUAUUUGCUUCCUUGAUGAGAGCAAUCACGUGAAUGGUGCUCUGAAACAAUGACAUUUAUGUUUAUCUGCUUUCUCGGAAAUGAUAUGGUGUCCUAUUGUUUCAUGAAAUGUUUUCUUGGAAUUGCAACCUUGGAGAAGGCUUAAAUAGAAAUCAAUUUGUAGACUUUGUUAUUGGUUGGAAGUAUGGAGGACCUAACAGUAUCAAUAAAAACUUCUUAUCUGAGAUCGAAGGAAACUGAUGAAAGCAGGUUGCGUAAAAAAGACCUUGUCGAAAGAAUUGAGUCGAUUGUACUCACAAAAUAUCCUAACAAUAAAGUUGUGGUGAUAGGAUCCUCCUCGAACGGUUUUGGGACAAAUUCCAGCGAUUUUGAUUUAACCAUCUUGCAUCUUCAGCGGUAUGGCAACCCGUUUGGAAUUACAAUUCUAAUUGACUUGGAAAAAGUGCUUAAGCAAGACAGAGAUACUUUCAAAGCGAUAGAGGUGAUCAGCGGAGCUAAAGUUCCUAUAAUUACUUUCGAGUAUGAACUUGGAUACUGCCGUUUCUCGUGUGACGUUAGCAUUGAUCGAUUGAAUAACGUCUUCAAUGCUGUGCUGCUAAAGGCGUAUACGGAAGUGGAUGAUCGAGUACAGCCUUUAACUCUUGGUUUGAAAAAAUGGGCACAUGCCGCGAAAAUCAUAGAUCCAAGAAAUUAUAAAAUUGGAAGUUUUACGCUAACGCUCAUGGUGAUUCAUUAUCUUCAGUGUGGAUGCUCCCCAAGUGUCCUCCCUUCACUCCAAAAGCUGCAUCCAAGCAUAUUUGAUACAUCAAAAGCACGUGAAUUAACCAGAUACAUAGAUGGUUCACUGCCUACCAUAGUGACAUCUUACGUCUCUGCCAACAAGCAAAGCAUCGGGGAGCUCUUUGUUGGGUUUUUUCAACAUUAUUCGAGUUUCAUUUGGCACAAUAGAGGCAUUUCCAUUAGAAGUGGCGAAAUGAUCUCCAGACCCAGAAAGAGAGGGUCGAACAACACAUGCAUAUAUGUUGAGGAUCCAUACGAAUUGAAUAGCAAUACCGCAAGAAGUGUUUUCCGGGAAAAUGUUUGGUCAGGAAUCAAAGAGAAAUUUUGCAAAGGCAAAACAUUGCUAGAGAACGGCGCUACCUUUGAAAGUCUUCUUGCUAACGCAUGAUAAUGUGCAUCAAUUAAAACUGAUUCAAGGUAUUUCACUCUGUCUGUGAUUAUAAGAGACUGCAGUCUUUAAAUAGAAGGCUUCAGCCAUGGUGAAUAGGCACCGCUGUCGCGUUGGGUGUAUGAGGGGUGUAUCAGCCCCUUAAAAACAUUCCAUUGCCAAAACGAGGGGUUUUUUGCCAUCAGGGGUGCAUAGUCGGGAAAUUAUUAAACUUACCGCCAAAUAAAGGAUGGCUCAGACACGUACAAGUACCUAGUUUAUUUUCUAAGGUAUUUCAUUAGUUGCCUAUACCCCUUUUUUCACCAUGACUCUACGCCUGUAACAAUUCAGCUUGAUAAUCAAAAAUAAAUCAAGAGCUUUUUAAAAUUGCAACUUUAAAAAUCGUUUUCUUUGCUAGUUUUAGAAUUUGAGUAGGUUUUUGCAUCUUGACUACAAUAAACUUUA